AUGGACAUGAUCCAGGAAGAGCGGUAUGAACCAGACUCGAGCAAGGAUGGUCCAGCUGUGAACAAUUUGCACACAAUCUCCGACACGGCGCCGACCGACGACAUGCCCGGCGACCGCGGAAGGAGUGGACAGAGACAUGCCCGGCCAAGAGGAGCGAUCACAUGGUCCAAAGUCACAACAGCAACAAACAUGGCUUCUUCAGACAUGGACUUUGUUGGCAGCAUUGACCAAGGCACGACCAGCACUCGUUUCCUCAUCUUCGACCGAAACGGCGAGCCAGUCGCGGUGCACCAAGAAGAGUUCUCUCAGAUCUACCCAAGCCCAGGACGACACGAGCACGACCCGGACGAGAUUAUCAAGUCCGUCGAGAACUGCAUCGCCGGUGCUGUCAAGAUCUUCGAGGACGCCGGCCACUCGAAAGACAGCAUCAAAUCGAUCGGCAUCACGAACCAACGCGAAACGACCGUGGUAUGGGAUUUCAGCACCGGAGAAGCUUUGCACAAUGCCAUCGUAUGGACCGACACUCGCACAGCGGCAUUGGCGAGAGAACUCAAAGGACGCUCGGGAAGUGACAAGCUGCAAGACAUCUGCGGUCUGCCCAUCUCGACCUACCCAUCCGUCACAAAACUCCUCUGGCUGUUGAAGAACGAUGACAAAGUCAAGAAAUGCUACGAUGCAGGAAAUCUGGCAUUCGGUACGAUCGACAGCUGGUUGGCAUACAAGCUGAACGGAGGAGCCGAGAAGAAAGUGUUCGUUUCGGACCCGACCAAUGCGAGCAGGACGAUGUUCAUGGAUAUUCACACGUUGAAGUACAGCGACACACUGCUCGACUUCUUCUCUUACGAGUUUGACAUGAGGAAGAUCCACCUGCCGGAGAUCGUUCGCUCCGCCGACAAGGAGGCAUAUGGAAAGCUGUCCUCUGGUCCUCUGAAAGGCUGGCCUAUUCAGGGUUGUUUGGGUGAUCAGUCCGCCGCCCUGGUCGGGCAGAAAGGCUUCGAGCCAGGUGCGGCAAAGAACACAUACGGUACUGGAUGUUUCCUGCUUUACAAUGUUGGUGACAAGCCGACCAUUUCCACGCAUGGUCUGCUCGCGACCGUAGCAUACGAUUUCGGCAAGCCAGUGUAUGCUCUCGAAGGCAGUAUCGCAGUGGCGGGAUCAGGAGUCAAGUUCUUGAUGAACAACCUUGGAUUCAGCCAUUCUUCCUCGAAAAUCACGGAGCUGGCAGAGACAGUCAAGGACAACGGCGGCUUGGUCUUCGUCACAGCAUUCAGCGGUCUCUUCGCACCCUACUGGAUUGACGACGCUCACGGCACAAUGUUCGGCAUAACCCACCACACCGAACGCGGCCACAUCGCCCGCGCCACCCUCGAAGCCGUCUGCUUCCAAACCAAAGCCAUCCUCGACGCCAUGGAGAAAGAUUCCGGCCACAAACUCUCCGAACUCAAAGUCGAUGGCGGCAUGUCCAACUCGGAACUCUGCAUGCAAACCCAGGCGGACCUGGUGCGCAUCCCGAUCGUGCGGCCAAAGAUGCGCGAGACGACCGCGCUAGGAGCGGCGAUUGCGGCGGGCUUUGCGGCGGGCGUGUGGAAGGACUUUGAGGAGUUGAAGGAGGUGAAUACCAAGGGCGAGACGACGUUCGAGCCGAAGAUGGGAGAUAAGGAGGCGGGACGAAUGACGAGGAAGUGGGAGAAGGCGGUGGAGAUGUGUAGGGGUUGGUUGGAGGAAGAGGAGGCGGAGGCGAAGGAGGAGAUUGAGGAAGCGGAGAAGGAGAGGGGGAAGGAGAAGUUGUAG
This is a messenger RNA of Zymoseptoria tritici IPO323, 1791 nucleotides long. RefSeq lists its product as uncharacterized. The record is from RefSeq and is a predicted model, not a curated record. Gene Ontology annotation, cellular component: mitochondrion. Gene Ontology annotation, biological process: glycerol metabolic process; triglyceride metabolic process; glycerol-3-phosphate biosynthetic process. Gene Ontology annotation, molecular function: glycerol kinase activity. Lineage: Eukaryota; Fungi; Ascomycota; Dothideomycetes; Mycosphaerellales; Mycosphaerellaceae. The transcript has 5 exons. Bases 1 to 1791 code for a protein of 596 amino acids.